GAGACAUAAUGAUAUUCCUGCCAUUGUUGUUCAUAUUAGAAGAAGAAAACUUCUAUAAGUCCUAAAAUAUAAAGAGAGAGAAAAUAUUGAUUUUACCAAGACUAGAAGUUUGUAUUUUUCUACAGACAUUCUUGGAAAUUGUACUAGUUUUGGUGACCCUUUAACAACUUGAUUGCUGACCAUUUCUCCAAUCACGCACUACAAGCCAAAACCAACAUUCUUAUUUAAAGGUCAAUAUAUCUUUCCAUGUUGUAUUAAUUAGUACAGCAAAGUGAGUUCACUUUUUCUUAAGAAAAAAAAGAAGUGAUCUUUGGGUUAAUAAGUUCUGCUAAAGAUGAAAUUUGGGAAAGAAUUUGCUUCCCAAAUGGUCCAUGAAUGGCAAGAAGCCUACAUGGAUUAUAACUAUCUAAAGAGUAUUUUGAAAGACAUCUUGAAUUUCAAGAAGAGAAAUGCACCAUCAUCAGAAGUUGCAGCCACCUCAAAUGGCUCAUUAAAGAGAAGGAUAUCUAUGUACAGAGCAUUUAGUGGAUUACAAGCUUUUAGUUUCAAGGGUUCUCCUGUGAAUAAUAACCAUGAAGAUGAAGUUAUUUUAGUGAACACAGUUCAGCAAGAAGGGUCAGAAGGACACCAUCAAACUAUGUUUCUCAUGUCAUCUGAACAAGGUGGAGAAUACGAGAUGGUUUUCUUUAAAAGACUUGACGAUGAAUUCAACAAGGUGUUGAGUUUUUACAAGAAAAAAGUAGGACAAGUGAAGGCUGAGGCUGAUGAGUUGAGUAAACAAAUGGAUGCACUUAUUGCUCUAAGGAUUAUGGUUGAUAAACCUUCAAUUGAAAUGCAUAGUACACAAGUUAUUGAUCCUUCAUCAGUGGUUCCUAUCCAUCUGAGAAGUCCAGUAAGGUCACAUAUGGAAGUAAUUCAAGAAGUUGAGAUGACUAGUGAAGAAACUCUGGAAGAUGAAUCAACAUCAGGGAAAAGAAAUUCAACAAAGAUGAAUCCCAUGGGCUUUAGGCCUGCUCCAUUAGAGGUUUUGGACAAUGUAAAAAUCAAUAUAGAACCUGCAACACCUGUUUCAACUUUGAAAAACAUGAUCAAGACUUCAAAAUCUGACUUAUCAUACAGCAAAGAAGAGCUCAGAAAAGCUGAAGAACAAAUAAGAAGGGCUUUUGUUGAGUUUUAUCAAAAGCUUCGACUGCUAAAAAGCUACAGUUUCUUAAAUGUGUUGGCAUUUUCUAAGAUCAUGAAGAAGUAUGAUAAGAUUACUUCAAGGAAAGCUUCUAAAUCAUACUUAGAGAUGAUUGAUAAAUCUUACCUUGGUAGCUCAGAUGAGGUUGCUAAGCUCGUAGAAAGAGUGGAGGCCACUUUCAUAAAACAUUUUGUCAAUGGAAAUCGAAGGAAAGGAAUGAAAUAUUUAAGGCCACAAGCUAAAAGGGAAACACAUCGAGUAACAUUUUUCAUGGGUUUGUUCUCUGGCUGCUCAAUAGCAUUAGUAGCAGCCAUUGUUGUAUCUAUACGUGCAGGAAACCUUCUACAGCACGAGGGCCGUGGGCAGUAUAUGGAUAACAUAUUUCCACUCUACAGUCUAUUUGGAUACAUUGUCCUCCAUAUGCUCAUGUAUGCGGGGAACGUAUACUACUGGAGGCGUUUUCGGGUCAAUUAUCCUUUCAUAUUUGGAUUCAAGCAGGGAACUGAGCUAGGUUACAGACAAGUUCUCCUCCUUGCUUCUGGUCUUUCAUUACUUGCAUUGGCUGCUGCACUCUCCCACCUGGAUAUGGAUAUGGAUCCGAAAACACGAAAAUUUGAAACAGUAACUGAGUUGAUCCCACUUGGCCUGGUGAUUGUUCUGCUUCUAAUAGUUUUUUGUCCUCUGAACAUCAUAUAUCGUUCAAGUCGUUUCUUCCUUUUAAGAACUGCCUGGCACUGUAUAUGCGCUCCCCUUUAUAAGGUUACUCUACCAGAUUUCCUCUUGGCAGAUCAACUUACCAGCCAGGUUCAGGCAAUUAGGAGUUUGCAAUUCUAUGUCUGCUACUAUGUGUGGGGCAACUUCAGAACAAGAUCAAAUAAAUGUCAAGAAAGCAGUGUUUAUCAAAUCUUAUACAUAGUGGUGGCGAUUAUUCCCUUUUGGUCUCGGUUUAUUCAGUGUCUUCGGCGUUUAUUUGAAGAGAAAGAUUCGAUGCAGGGGCUUAAUGCCCUCAAAUAUUUCUCAACCAUUGUCGCUCUUGUAAUGAGGACACUAUAUGAUCAGAAGAGAGGAACCUUUUGGAGAGUAAUGGCAGCAUCAACAUCUGGAAUUACUACAGUUGCAAACACUUACUGGGACCUUGUCAUCGAUUGGGGUCUGUUGCAAAGGAAUUCAAGAAACCGUUGGUUGAGAGACAAGCUACUCGUGCCGCACAAGAUAGUCUACUUUGUUGCCAUUGUUCUUGACAUUAUUCUGAGAUUCGUAUGGAUGCAGUUGGUUCUAGAUAUUCGAGAACUGCCAUUUCUGCACAGAAAAGCUUUCGUUGCAGUUGUUGCCUGCUUGGAAAUCCUUCGCAGAGGCAUUUGGAACUUUUUCAGGUUGGAAAAUGAGCACUUGAAUAAUGUUGGAAAAUACCGUGCCUUCAAGUCUGUACCUCUGCCAUUUAACUACGAUGAGGACAAGAGUCAAUAACUAUGUUUAGCUGAUACCAGGAAAUCAAAGGAAUCCAGAGUACUCAAUACUCGAAAUGAUUUUGCUGUUUCUUGUACUAUUCUUUGAUUCAUUUGCCAAUGGUGUUUGUAAUAGUAGUUUUGUUUGUAAAAUUAUACGGUUAAUGUAUAGGACAAAAAACAAGUUGAUCCAGCCUCUUGAUUAAGGUGUGCUAUUAUGAAUGCAACUCAAGCGUUUUCUUAGGCCCA
This is a messenger RNA of Capsicum annuum, 2877 nucleotides long. Its product is annotated as phosphate transporter PHO1 homolog 3. Gene Ontology annotation, cellular component: plasma membrane; cytoplasm; trans-Golgi network. The coding region runs from base 335 to 2650 and encodes 771 amino acids. The transcript has 13 exons. Lineage: Eukaryota; Viridiplantae; Streptophyta; Magnoliopsida; Solanales; Solanaceae. Gene Ontology annotation, biological process: cellular response to phosphate starvation; phosphate ion transport. The record is from RefSeq and is a predicted model, not a curated record. Gene Ontology annotation, molecular function: inositol hexakisphosphate binding.